This is a messenger RNA of Charadrius vociferus (killdeer), 1456 nucleotides long. RefSeq names its product F-box protein 31 (gene FBXO31). NCBI's taxonomy places the organism in Eukaryota, Metazoa, Chordata, Aves, Charadriiformes, Charadriidae. The transcript is spliced from 9 exons. The record is from RefSeq and is a predicted model, not a curated record. The coding region runs from base 97 to 1323 and encodes 408 amino acids.
GUCUGUGAAAACUUGCGGAAAUUGGAGAUCACAGGAGUGUCCUGUCGAGAUGUUUACGCCAAACGUAUAAACCCACGAGUGAAGUCGGGGCGUUUUAUGAAAAUCCUUCCCGACUACGAGCACAUGGAGUACAGAGAUGUUUACACCUGCCUGCUGCACCGAUACCGACACAUCCUGGGAUUAUGGCAGCCGGACAUCGGGCCCUAUGGGGGACUGCUGAACGUGGUGGUAGACGGUUUGUUCAUCAUUGGGUGGAUGUACUUGCCGCCUCAUGACCCUCAUGUUGAUGAUCCCAUGAGAUUCAAACCUCUCUUCAGGAUUCAUCUCAUGGAGAGGAAAUGUGCAACAGUUGAGUGUAUGUAUGGUCAUAAGGGACCUCAUAAUGGCCAUAUCCAGAUUGUAAAGAAGGAUGAGUUCUCCACGAAAUGCAACCAGACAGAUCACCAUCGGAUGUCGGGGGGAAGGCAAGAGGAAUUCCGGACAUGGCUAAGGGAAGAGUGGGGUCGGACACUGGAAGACAUCUUCCAUGAACACAUGCAAGAGCUCAUCUUGAUGAAGUUCAUCUACACCAGCCAAUAUGACAACUGCUUGACAUACCGACGCAUCUACCUCCCUCCUAGCAGCCCUGAUGACCUUAUAAAGCCAGGUCUCUUCAAGGGGACGUAUGGGAGCCACGGGCUGGAGAUUGUCAUGUUGAGCUUUCAUGGAAAGAAAGCAAAGGGGACUAAAAUCACCGGAGAUCCCAACAUCCCAGCUGGACAGCAGACUGUGGAGAUUGACCUGGCGCAUCCUCUGCAGCUACCCGACAUUGAGAACCUUCGCGAUUUCAGUGAGCUCUCUCGCAUCGUCCUGGAGGUCCAGGAGCAGGUGCGUCGGGAGGAGCAGGAGGAGGAACACCGGCAGGAGGAAGAGGAGCGCUCCCAGCAGGCUGCCUCUCAGCCUGCUGCCAAGCCCCUGGCAGGAGAAGGUGCCGAGGGGGAAGAGACUGCAGCUGGGGCGGAGGGGACAGCCCAGAACAAGGCACCAGCUUCCCAGCCCUUCGUGCUGCCCAUGGGAGUCAUUUCAAGGAAUGAAGACUAUCCCCGGACCUGCCGAAUUUGUUUUUAUGGGACGGGGCUUAUUGCUGGCCACGGCUUCACCAGCCCCGAGCGAACGCCGGGUGUUUUUGUUCUCUUUGAUGACGAUCGCUUUGGAUUCAUCUGGCUGGAGCUGAAGUCCUUCAGUCUCUACAGUCGGAUCAAGGUCUCCUUCCAGAACGCCGAAGCGCCUUCCCGUGAGGCUUUUGAUGAAAUGCUGAAGAACAUUCAGUCGCUGGCUACUUGAUGGGUGAUUUGUGAUGGACAGGGCUAGGGGUUGCAAAGGCUGCUGCACUCCCCAACCAGGGCUGGGAUGGGGAUUCCUUGCUCUCGGUACCUCUGAAUCAAAGCAUGCACUUUUAAUAAAGCCUUUUUACCCC